GGCAUAACGGAGCGUGCGUGCUACGGUGGGGCGUGGCGUCGCGCAAGGAGGCGGGGCACGGCGUCGGGCGCAGGGGACGGCGCAGGGCGGGUGGUGUCGACGCCCGGCGGGAUGACGGUGACGGGCUGUCUGACCCGUUCCAAGGGAAGGAUGAAAUCUCUGCGCAGGCACGCGAUGUGAAUGGAAGAGGCCUGUCACGAUGCAAACAGUACGGCACUCUGAACACACACUAAAGACAGCUCUCAUCUCAAAGAACCCAGCGCUUGUGUCACAGUAUGAGAAGUUAGAUGCUGGGGAAAAGCGUCUGAUGGAGGAAGCCUUCCGGCCAGACAGUGAUCUCUUUGGACCCAUUACUUUGCAUUCACAGUCAGACUGGAUAACCUCCCAUCCUGAGGCUCCCCAAGACUUUGAAGAGUUUUUCAACGAUCCUUACAGAAAGACGCCUUCUCCACAGAAGCACAGUAUUUAUAUACAGUGCAUUGGAUUGCUAGGAAACACGAGAAGUAUCAGUGAAGAAUAUGUGAAAUGGCUCAAGGGCUACUGUGAAGCGUUUUUCUAUGGCUUGACGGUGAAACUCCUCGAACCGGUGCCUGUCUCUGCAACGAGGUGCUCCUUUAGAAUCAAUGAUAACACGCAGAACCUACAGAUUCACGCAGGGCAGAUCCUGAAGUUCUUAAAAAAGAAGAAACCUGAAGAUGCCUUUUGUGUUGUGGGAAUAACAAUGAUCGAUCUUUACCCAAGAGACUCCUGGAAUUUUGUCUUUGGACAGGCCUCUUUGACAGAUGGUGUGGGGAUAUUCAGCUUUGCCAGGUACGGCAGUGAUUUUUACAGCUCACACUACGAAGGCAAACUGAAGAAGCUGCAGAAGAAAUCUUCAAGUGACUACUCAGUUUUUGAUAAUUAUUACGUUCCUGAAGUGACUAGUGUUCUGCUGCUUCGGUCCUGUAAGACUUUAACCCAUGAGAUUGGACAUAUCUUUGGACUUCGGCACUGCCAGUGGCUCGCAUGCCUGAUGCAAGGCUCCAACCACUUGGAAGAAGCUGACCAGCGUCCCCUCGACCUUUGCCCUAUCUGUUUACGCAAGUUGCAGAGUGCUAUCGGCUUCCACCUUAAAGACAGAUACAAAGGGACACGGGUUCCAGCCCUGGCCCGGGAAGAUCCCACAUGCCGUGGAGCAACUAAGCCCGUGAGCCACAACUACUGAGCCUGCGCUCUAGAGCCUGCGCGCCUGCAGCCCGUGCUCCACAACAAGAGAAGCCACCGCAAUGAGAAGCCCAUGCACCACAAUGAAGAGUAGCCCCUGCUCGCCGCAACUAGAGAAAGCCUGCACACAGCAAUGAAGACCCAACACAGCCAUAAAUAAAUAAAUAAAUAAAUUUUUAAAAUAAUAAUAAUAAAUUUACAUUUAAAAAACCCCC
Balaenoptera acutorostrata (minke whale) is the source of this 1418-nucleotide messenger RNA. RefSeq names its product archaelysin family metallopeptidase 2 (gene AMZ2). The record is from RefSeq and is a predicted model, not a curated record. Gene Ontology annotation, molecular function: metallopeptidase activity. Gene Ontology annotation, biological process: proteolysis. The coding region runs from base 200 to 1204 and encodes 334 amino acids. The transcript has 8 exons. Lineage: Eukaryota; Metazoa; Chordata; Mammalia; Artiodactyla; Balaenopteridae.